Messenger RNA from Corticium candelabrum, 566 nucleotides. Its product is annotated as oxidoreductase NAD-binding domain-containing protein 1-like. The record is from RefSeq and is a predicted model, not a curated record. Gene Ontology annotation, cellular component: mitochondrion. NCBI's taxonomy places the organism in Eukaryota, Metazoa, Porifera, Homoscleromorpha, Homosclerophorida, Plakinidae. The transcript has 3 exons. The coding region runs from base 83 to 451 and encodes 122 amino acids.
UCGAUUCGUAAUUUUGUUCAGACUUACUAUAGAGACGCGCGCUUCGCGCUUUCUCUGGUCAGGAAGUUCGAGGCUACGGCUCAUGUGCUCGGUCGUAUCAGCCAUUAGACUUUUUGUAUCUUCUUGGAGACUGGCUGCGUCAUCCUCUCACUUGGAACUGACAGAAAAUGCUGGAAGAUCUGAAGUCUCUGUGCUAGCUACAGUCACUAAUCUGUGGCAAGAAUCGAAGGCUGUGAAAGGUCUUUCGCUGUCCAUUGAGAAUAGCAGCUUUACUUUCAAAUCAGGACAAUGGGUGGACGUCUUUAUUCCUGGAGUUGCUGUUGUUGGAGGGUUUUCAAUUACUUCUACCCCUCAAUUUCUACAAGAUCAUCAUCAGAUUCAGUUGGCUGUAAAAAGAAGUGACCAUCCACCAGCAGCAUGGAUACACAAUGAGGUAUGGGAGUGUUGUUGAUCUUUUUGCUCUUUCGUUUUUCUCUGUGCUCUGUCAUAUGUCGUUUGUACUUUCCUUUUCUCUCUACUGUCUGGUAUUGCUUUCUGCUUGUUCCUUUUCUGCUGUCCACUCUUUG